Meyerozyma guilliermondii ATCC 6260 is the source of this 927-nucleotide messenger RNA. RefSeq lists its product as uncharacterized. Bases 1 to 927 code for a protein of 308 amino acids. The transcript has a single exon. Gene Ontology annotation, biological process: inner mitochondrial membrane organization; protein insertion into mitochondrial inner membrane from matrix. The record is from RefSeq and is a predicted model, not a curated record. Gene Ontology annotation, molecular function: ribosome binding. Gene Ontology annotation, cellular component: mitochondrial inner membrane. NCBI's taxonomy places the organism in Eukaryota, Fungi, Ascomycota, Pichiomycetes, Serinales, Debaryomycetaceae.
AUGCAGUACCACAGAUUCGGUCGAAAUUUUUCAGAUUUGAUUGACACCAACAUGAUUGGCAUUCCACAGCUACGCCGCACACUUGUCGGUUCACGGCCCUUUUCUGUGCCAGGUAUUUCAACCAGCAUUCGAAUAAGUCGAACUUAUGCCGAUAAGCCAGCUAAGAAGAAAUCUGCGCCGGCAGCAGACAUUUCGCAGAUUCCCAUUCGGAGUAUCGGUGUCAUUGCCGACUUUUAUGUUCCUCCUCGGUACUUGAGCAGUCCUGUGACUUCUUGGCACAAGCUUCUUUUCAGAAGACUUGGACUUUUCGCCAUCAAUACAUAUAGUAUUGUGAAAUAUAGGCGGGAAACUGGUCUCAAGCUUCACUUUAAUGAGUGGAAAGACACUGCAAUUGACCAAUUUGUACGUGUAAAUAAGGUUUUUGCUGGAGCUUGCAACUCUAGAACUAGUGAAAGAGCAAAGUACAUUAGCACUCAGUUGCAUGAUGUUGCUGGAGCGGAAGUUAUUAAGAGUUUGACUGCCAGAGCAGCGACAUUUCCUGCAAGUGGAACUAGACUCGAAUGGCAAUUGACAGAUAUCGUUGGUAACCCCAAGAUUGUUUCAUUCAACGCAUUGCCUGACAGCAAUAAUCUUACUGCGUUGGUACAAUUUGUGUGUAAAGUUACCACCAAGCAGAAAUUGACUAUCACAACUCAAGGCAAACUGAACUCGAACGAAAGACUAGUUACCGAUAAUUUGGUGUACACUCUUGAUCCAUUUUCUGGAGAAAUGGUCUUGGUGGGAUCUGUAUUCGACUCGGAUCACAUAAGAGGAGUGCAACCCGAAAUCAACUUUACCGAUGCCCAGACAAUGACAAAAUUUCAAGUAUUGUGCUCUGAUUUAUUCAGAUCCAAUCCAAAUUUGAUUGGCAAAUCCAAAGACAAAUAG